CUGAAAUCUAUCAGUGGCUCAGGGCAAACCAGUGAGAAGCUCUGCAAGUGCUGUUAGAACUUUCGAGCUUAUUGGCUGCAUAAAGGGAGGAGGACCAAAGUGCCAAUCAUGAACCUCAAGGAAGUCGGUUUUCAGCUUCGUCAAGUUCUAGAAAAGGAAGAGUUGUUAGCCCUUGCUGCUAGAAUAAAGGACAACUACCCCUAUUGCAUAGAAAUGUACAACACUUUGCUACUGACGGCCAGGGGACUAAACGCUUGCUUCCAGUACAAGAUCUAUGUGCCCAGGAAUGACCAUGAGUCACAUAUCAUCAUUUCACGGUCACUGAUUGAGUGGAAGAACAUGAGCAUAUAUUGCAGAGAGGAAGAGGUUCCUCUGCUCAUCAAAGUAAUGAAGGGCAGUCAUUUCUUGGAUAUAGUUAAAGAACUACCAGUCAAUAUCUUUUUCAUAUCAAACUACCAAUUAGAUGCGGUACUUGAGACACUUCAUAUAAUACUUGAGAGGCACCUCCAGAAAAACCAAGAAUCAUGUUACGCCUAUGAAACUCGACAAGAAAGUCCUCUGAGGUGUCCAGCAGGCAUGAAGGCCCAGAGACUGGGGAGGGCAGGCGUCCAGAAAAUGCUGGAAAGUAAUGAAAACUGGAAGGUCGCUUCUCUAGACCUUACUUGUAGCUUGGCGGAAAACUUACCAAUGCUGGGAAUUUACUUAGACCCAGAUGUGGUGGAGGAGAAGGUCAUUGAUUUAAAUGACAUCAGUUUUGCAGAAGAAGAAGCAACACCAAUCGCGCAGGUAGGCUCCACCCCUCAUGGUACUGUGGGCUUGCUGUGGACUGAAGUUAAGUAUAGGAGGCGAGGGCUGGGAAGUCUCCUCGUCGAGGUGAUGGGUCAACUCCAGAUGUCUGUGGGAUAUUUUCCUCAUGGAGUUGUGGUUUACAAUAAUGAUGCCUCUGCUCAGAUGUUCGAGAAGCUGCCUGGCUGGAGGAAAACCCACUGUGUCAACAGGAUAAUCCCUGCUCAGUGAAGGGUCCUUUCCUCAGUCAUCAUUUUCCUUAAUCAUCAUUUCCAUAGUCAUCAUUUUCACACGAGUAUAAUGACUUGUUUUGAAUUCACACCUAAUAUUAUAAUUUGAGGUUUUUGAUGAAUUAUUUGAUGGAACAGGGAUUUAAAACGUAGUAAUACUAAGCACACUAUUAUAUAUAAAGGGGAACUAAUACCUUUCAUCCUUAUUGUUUGUGUUUUUUCAUACAUCCUGGAAAUCUCUUUUUAUCUUUUGAUAUUCAACUCUCAGAAUUCCUCUAAGAUUAGCUGUUUAACCAAAUGCCCCUUUCCAUCUUGGUUGCGACCACAUAGCUUCAUCUAACCUCCACGUACAUUGUUCACCUAAAUGGAAAGAAUCUUCAGUGGGUAUGGCCUUACUAUUUGGGCCUUUAUUGGCCCGCUGCACCAUGGCCGGAUUGCAGUCAAAUGUCCAACUAUGGCUAUUUUCCAUUUAUAGUGAGAGAUUGCUAGCUAAUAGACAGAAUUCUUCACAGUUAGAAGGAAAAGUCUGUUUGAGCCCCACAAAACACCCGAGCCUUACUAUUCGGGCGAUUGGAGAAAAGAGAGGCCUCGGGAAUGUGAAAAAUUUGCUAUGUAGAUAUCAUUGAGAUUUCAAUGUGAUAACUUUCUUUGUUUAUAAUUAUGUACCCUAAGGUACAAUGUACACACCCACACACACACGCACGCACUCAAAUACUUCAUUGUAAUAAAGUAAUAUAUAAAUCAUACUUUCGUUUGUAGCUGAAGUCUCUUUGAUUUCCAUA
Macrobrachium nipponense is the source of this 1798-nucleotide messenger RNA. RefSeq lists its product as uncharacterized. The record is from RefSeq and is a predicted model, not a curated record. Bases 109 to 1017 code for a protein of 302 amino acids. The transcript has 5 exons. Gene Ontology annotation, molecular function: acyltransferase activity, transferring groups other than amino-acyl groups. Lineage: Eukaryota; Metazoa; Arthropoda; Malacostraca; Decapoda; Palaemonidae.